GACGGGCAGGACGGCGUGUGAAUUAAGCAGUGGCAUUCCUGUGAUUCCAUCGACAAUUUUCUAUGUCAAAAAGUAAAACAAUUAUAGAAAUCGAAGAAAUUGGAAGUGAAAACCAAAAUCUUCGGUCUCUCCGCCGCCGUCGUCCUCCUCCUCUCGCUCUCCCCGCCUACCACCGUCGUCCCGAAAUCCCUCGCUUUGGCGAUCUUAAUCUACUGGGAUUAAACAGGUGAUGGCGACGGCGUCCUUCCGGUCGGCCACGGGGCGCUCCUCGGUAGGCAAGGGCAGAGAAGCCGCCCCCUCCGCUGGAGGCGCCAGCAAAUCCAGCCGCAGCGGGACCAACCGCAGAUCGAGGAGCCUCGGCCGAUACUCCGGACGCUUCCCCCCGACCCCUCCUGGCACCGACGACUUCGCGACCCCCCGCAGCAGGUUCGUCAACAAGGUCCGCGGGGCCGGUGUCCCCGAAGUCAGCGUCGAUGACCUCGCAGAGGAGUUCUUUCGGGCGAGGGCGGAGUCGGAUGAGGAAAGCGACGUUUCCUGCGCCAGGAAUCGGGGCCGGAGCUCUGUCGCAAGCUACUUGAGAGGGACGGAGUCGUCUCGCCAGCGCGGAAGGUCCGUUUCGAGGCCUCCUGAUCGCCAGGCAGUGCUUCCUAAGGGCGUGCCCGAUCGCGUCUCGAGGCGUCGGCGAUCCGUCUCGGUUGCUCGGCAUCGCUACAGCGAGUCGGAGAAUGAUGUGGAAUCUCAAAGCUCGAGCAUUAAAAGUAAAUCAAAGACUUCUUGCAACAAUGUAUUGCAGCUGUCUUCAUCACAUAGGGCAGUGAAGAACGGUGUUCUGAGCAGGUCUAUGAGCCAAAAGGAUUUUUACCAUUCACAAGAUAACUACUCGAGCCAUUCUUCUUCAUUAACUGAUGAUGAAGCUCGAGAUUUCCGUUCAGGAACAUGUGGCGAUGAAAAGACAUUCCAAACAAUCUAUGUCCAGGAAAAGCUCAGGGCUACAAAAGAAUCAUCAGAGUAUUCUAAUGGGAAUAACAUUCAGCCAAAAAGCUCUGAAGCUCUGGAAACUAUUGUUGAAAUCAGAAGAAACUACACAACCAAGCUUGAACAGUCAGAGAAACGCAAGCAGGAAUUGUUAGCUCAGUUAGCUUGGGAAGAGGAACGCGGUCAGGAGCUCUGCAAAAUUGUGAAAGAUUUGCUGCCUUCAACAAGUCCUGCUGUUCCAGAAAGGCAAUUGCGGUCAAGAAGAAGGAGCAAUGACAAAACAAGAAUGUCUAACCGGUUGACUGAAGAAGCAGAGCAGUACUUAGCAGAUUUUCUUAGUAAUGUUGAAGAUACGGAUAUAUCUUCCUUCGAUGGAGAAAGGAGCGAUACAAGCUCAAGCAUUAGAGAUCUUGGAUCAAACAACUUCAAAACAGUAACUCACGACACUUUGAUGAGAGCUAGGCCAGUGCCUGCUGACGCGGACGGUGUUCUUCUUCCUUGGUUGCAAUGGGAAACUAGUACUAGUCCAUUUUCGCCUUGCAAAGACAAGCCUGGAGUUCCAAUUUCCACAGGAAACAACUCAUAUGCUGCUGCUGCAACAAUGCUGACACAGGAGGCAGGUGCUGAGAUCAGUAAUGACAGUAAGAUCACGAGCAGUUUGGGGAGUUGGAGCCCUGGUGGAAUCGAAAACUCUUCCAUGGCUUCUCACAACAGAAGUCAAAGCAAGUUCAGAUUCGUAGAUCAUCAUUCCAAUGGCAGAACAAGUGCAUCUUCAUUCGACAUGGACGAGUACCUGAACUUGAAGCGAACUGAAGAUCUUCUUUUUGAAAGGCUGAUACAGAGGCGACGAAUAGAAUCCGGCGGCAUCAUCCUUUGUGGAGGACGAUUCUUAAUCUAGAUUUUCAUUGCUUAAUCUAUCCUUGAAUUGUAUUGUUUGUCUGAGAACUUGUGCAUAAUUUUGUAGGGCUGAAGUUAGCAUUCAUCCUCUUGGAGUGUU
This is a messenger RNA of Zingiber officinale, 1972 nucleotides long. RefSeq lists its product as uncharacterized. NCBI's taxonomy places the organism in Eukaryota, Viridiplantae, Streptophyta, Magnoliopsida, Zingiberales, Zingiberaceae. The coding region runs from base 230 to 1873 and encodes 547 amino acids. The record is from RefSeq and is a predicted model, not a curated record. The transcript has 7 exons.